Molecule: messenger RNA, 396 nt
Organism: Peniophora sp. CBMAI 1063
Lineage: Eukaryota; Fungi; Basidiomycota; Agaricomycetes; Russulales; Peniophoraceae
Source: the annotation of a GenBank genome assembly
AUGGUCUCCCUUCCCCAACUUACCCUUCUUUCACUCGCGGCGUUACUGGUAAUGCUGCUUUACCGUUACCGGGCCACCCUUCCCCUUCCUCAGAGCAUCCGGUCUCUCCUUAACCACCCUUCUUCAAGCAAUUAUGAACGCCUUUCUACCUUCUCCGACCAGGCCGCGGCCGGCAUGACCAGCAACAACUUCGACAUUGAAGCCAACAACCUGCGGGAGGGCGAUCUGCGCAUGGGUCUCGACGAGAACGGUACCCGCGAGGUGAUGGACAUCAUGCGCCGGGAGAAUGUCACCUUUGACCAGGCGCGCCUCAUCCGCCAAAACCGCCUCUUUGCUGCCAACGGCAUCGACCCGUCUGGCAUGCCUCUUGACGCUAAGGCUGUCACCCGCCUCUAA